AUGUUUCAUCAAAGCAAGCUGUUGUAUUUAACAAAAAAUGCUACUCCAUUCCAGAGAUCACUUGAUGAGCGAUCUCCAGCUGCUCAGUAUGUAGACCUGUUGCUGAACCCAGAGCGUUACACCGGCUAUAAAGGGUCCUCUGCGUGGAGAGUGUGGAACAGCAUCUACGAGGAAAACUGUUUCAAGCCUCGAUCUGUUUAUCGUCCUUUAAAUCCUCUGGCACCUAGCCGAGGAGAAGAUGAUGGAGAAUCAUUCUACACGUGGCUGGAAGGUUUGUGCCUGGAGAAGAGAGUCUUCUAUAAGCUUAUAUCUGGACUUCAUGCUAGUAUCAAUUUACAUCUGUGUGCAAAUUAUCUUUUGGAAGAAACCUGGGGUAAACCUAGCUGGGGACCUAAUAUGAAGGAAUUUAAACGCCGCUUUGACCCUGUGGAAACUAAGGGAGAAGGUCCAAGAAGGCUUAAGAAUCUAUACUUCUUAUACUUAAUUGAGCUUCGCGCUUUAUCAAAGGUGGCCCCGUAUUUUGAGCGCUCAAUUGUUGAUCUUUACACUGGAAAUGUAGAAGAAGAUGCUGACACAAAAACGCUUCUACUGAAUAUCUUCCAAGAUACAAAGUCCUUUCCCAUGCACUUUGACGAGAAAUCCAUGUUUGCAGGUGACAAAAAGGGGGCCAAGUCAUUAAAGGAGGAAUUCCGCUUACAUUUCAAGAAUAUCUCCCGUAUAAUGGACUGCGUUGGAUGCGACAAAUGCAGAUUAUGGGGAAAAUUGCAGACUCAGGGUUUAGGAACUGCCCUGAAGAUACUAUUCUCUGAAAAAGAAAUCCAAAAGCUUCCAGAAAACAGCCCAUCUAAAGGCUUCCAACUCACUCGACAGGAAAUAGUUGCUCUUUUAAAUGCUUUUGGAAGGCUUUCUACAAGUAUAAGAGAGUUACAGAAUUUCAAAGUCUUGUUGCAACACAGUAGGUAAUAAAGGCUUUUCUAUGUCUAAUUAGAGACAUCAUCUGACUGUGUGAAGCCUGUUGGUCUUGGACAUUGAGCAGAAGGAGACUAAUCUUCAAAGACUUGAAGAAGGAAUUCUGAACUCUUAAAGAGAAAAUUCAAAUGUUCACUUGAAUAUUUAUGAUUUUUAAUAGAUUGUCAAUUAGAGAUAUUUAUAAAUGAAGUAUAUACUUUUAAAACAUGUAAGUUAUCCUAAUUCUGUGUUUAAUUUCAUGUUUCCAUCUGUUGAAUAUUCUGCUAUUCUGUUUGUUUAGAAUUGUUUUUUUCUUAUUCUGUUCUUUAUUUCCAGUUGUCGGAUUUAAAUGACCCUCCUAAUAAACACUGUUAGCAGUCUGUUAUGGAAAAGGAGAGCUAGAGAACAAAUGUUGCUUCGGAUUAGGACCAGUGAUAAAAAUUUCUCAGUGA
This is a messenger RNA of Lontra canadensis (Northern American river otter), 1400 nucleotides long. It is a transcript of the gene ERO1B, whose product is annotated as endoplasmic reticulum oxidoreductase 1 beta. The transcript is spliced from 12 exons. Gene Ontology annotation, biological process: protein folding in endoplasmic reticulum. The coding region runs from base 1 to 963 and encodes 320 amino acids. Gene Ontology annotation, cellular component: endoplasmic reticulum membrane; endoplasmic reticulum. Gene Ontology annotation, molecular function: thiol oxidase activity; FAD binding; protein-disulfide reductase activity. NCBI's taxonomy places the organism in Eukaryota, Metazoa, Chordata, Mammalia, Carnivora, Mustelidae. The record is from RefSeq and is a predicted model, not a curated record.